This is a messenger RNA of Emericellopsis atlantica, 3681 nucleotides long. RefSeq names its product Gryzun, putative trafficking through golgi-domain-containing protein. Bases 1 to 3681 code for a protein of 1226 amino acids. The transcript is spliced from 2 exons. The record is from RefSeq and is a predicted model, not a curated record. Lineage: Eukaryota; Fungi; Ascomycota; Sordariomycetes; Hypocreales; Bionectriaceae.
AUGGACGACUUUCCAGAAGGCAGCCUGGGACACAGCGUCCCAUUCCUCGUCGUCUCUGGUCUCAAUGGCGCCGAACCCGAACUCCCAAUCGAAGGCGACCUGAAGGACCAGGGCAUCCUGGUACAAUCCGACCUUCCCCGGCUCGAGACGAGAGAGGCUACUGUGCUGGAUGAGCUGUUCACAAAAGUCGACGCCGCAGGGCGAUCCUGGCAGGGCGUGGAUAGAGAGGAGAAAUUCAGAUUCCGCGUGAAAAGCACAGGCAGAUCCGUCCUCCUACCGCCUCGAAAAGCGCAGCUACCAGACAGCGAGAAGGAAGAGUCCUCUUCGACCUCACUGCCUGUACUGCAUUCGCCAUUCUCGCCGCUCAGUACCUGUUCUCGACUUUAUCCGGAUGGCCUGAUAGAUGCGCAAUGGAUACAGAAACACCAGCACCUCGUACCGAGUAUCAUACUCAGCUUCUACACAAUCACGACCGAUCCGACGACUACAACACUACAAGACAAUCGUCUGAAGAGCGACAUUGCGGCGUUCAGGAGUGCACUGGUGGCAUCAGGGUACAAGACCAAGUUGGCGGUGGUCUUGCUGGCAGACGACGACAGCACACCCGCGACGCAAGCCACCGGGCUACAGGAACGCCUCGAGAACAUUCGUCGCGGAUCAGGCCUUGAUCCCAAAUCGCUAUUCUAUAUCCCGCCACAGGGGUCACCCGGCGAGCUGAAGAAUGUGAUGCUCAAUAUCCUGUCUGCCCUCUACGGGCCCGCCGUGGAAUACUAUCGGGACCUGGGACGCCACGCGCGGAAGAAGAGAUCCCGGGGCAUCGCGCCGCAACCGACAGUGCCGCCGACCUCGGGCACAUCGCGGACGCUGGAAUUGGCCGGUUGGAACUUCCGGUACGAUUUCAAGUCGGCCGUUCUGGGCGAGUUCCGCCAGGAGUACGACGCUGCGAUGAAAUCAUAUGAGCAGGCGUACGAAGUGCUCCUCGGACCGGACGUCCUGGACACGAUCCCGAGCUGGAGCCCCCGAUGGAACGAGGCGCGUCUGCUGGCGGAUAUUAUUGCCAUCCGCUGCCUGCGGUUGCACUUCUGGCUACGGCAGACGAGCCUCGCUGUGAAGAGAUGGCAGGCCCACCGCGACCGGUUGGCGGACUUUGUGGAGCGACGUGGACACGGCACCGACAACUACGGCUGGCAGGCCUGGGAGGCGAGGUGGGCUUUGGUCAUGGCCGAUCUCAUGGACAAGGUCGAGCUCCAGGGGUUGGAGCCUGAAUCGGGCGCCAUGUUUCUGCCCCCGGAUAAAGCCGUCCUUGGCGAUCGACUGCAGCCAUUUGAGCUCCUACACCACAAAGGAUACUGGUAUCGCACCGCAGCGAGAGCCCUCAUGGCCCGACGGCGACUAGCUGCGCGUAUUCGGGAGGAGGAUAGAUCACCACCUGACCAGAAGGGCAAGGUCUUCAGCUACGAUACAUAUUUGUGCCCCAUGCCCUACGAGGAGAAUCCACUGGAGGGCCAAGGCACGAACCAUGCGCAGCUCAUUGUGGACUGUCUUCUCGAGGCGAAAGCACAAUUCGAGGCGCGAAACCAGCUGAGGAUUGCGUCAGAGUUAUCGUUGGAAUGUGCACGUGAGUUUUCUCGGAUGAAGAAGUGGCAGGACGUCUUGUCCAUUCUACGACCGCUCUGGGAAAGUCGAGUCUUCCGAUCCGAGGGGUGGCAUGGCGCUUCCGAGGAUCUGUGCUGGUUAAUAAGGAGAGCUGCGGCCGCCGAACGGAAAGCAGACCUGGUGGUUGCCGUGGACUGGGAGCUGAUGAGCAAGCAGUUUGCUCAGAGACCGCAAUGGUCCUAUGACUUGUCCCGGUCCCUGGAGGGAAUCGAGUUGACAGACAAGCCCACUGUCUCGCUGACAGACGACCAACAUGAGUCCUUUGUGGAUGCCUCCUUUGUGUUUCGCAACAAGGAGAGCAGAGCGGGUGACCAUUGCAGCGCGCAGCUAUCCUUAACCUCCAAUGCUCUGGCUGGCGCAGCACCCUUGGCACUAAGCGAGAUCAAGAUCACCUUUGAUGGGAGUCUCAAGCCCAUCGUUCUCAGCCACAAGGCUGGCAGUGGGAGCGACGGGACGUUCCUCAAAUCCGCAACGACCUUGUCGGAGCAAUUUGACGAGAACUCGGAAGACGGGCUGCCGUCCCUGUUGAAGGGUGACGACGAUCUCACCCUCGUGCCAGGAAGUACCCGGGUAUACGAGCUGAGCAUUCCACUGCGGGAGGCUGGAGAGAUCUCUGCGGCAUCUCUCGAGCUAACAUACAGAGGCGAGCAGUUCGACAUGACGUACGGCAUGAAGCUUGGUCGAGCUAGUCAGCCGCGUGGAUGGUACAGGGACGGCUUCAAAAGACCGUUCCAUGCACGCGAUGAUGCACACACGCUGCAAGUGCAGCCUCGGCCGCCGAAGCUGGACAUUCAAGUCCUUGAACCGCGCAACCAAUACUACGCCAAUGAGCCCAUCAAACUCAAAGUCCAGCUGGACAACGCCGAGGCCGAGGUUGCUUCUGUCAAGGUGGAUGUACACCUGUUUGGCCAGAAAGCGCCCAUCUUCACGCUCUCUAGUAAUGGGGAGGAGGAGGAGCAGACGGCCAGCGUGGCGGAAGCAGAGUCGAAGAUCACCGGCUUCUCGCUGGGCAAGCUGGAGAGCGCGGCAACGUCGGACCUCAACUUGGCGAUGGAGCCAUUGGACGCCCCGACGACACUUGACCUGCAUGUGCGCGCGACAUAUCACCUGGACUCAGACCCUGCCACGCCGAUCAUGCAGAUGCUUCCGGUGCAGCUUGCUAUCGUCAGCCCGUUUGAGGCCAACUACGACCUCGUGCCGCGAUUGCACCACGAUCCAUGGCCUAACCUGUUUGACCACGAGAACAUUGUCACCGGGGACGAGGCGUCAAAAGCGGCGACGGCUGCCAAGGGCAUUGCGCAAGCGUGGUGCCUGAUAUGCCACUACGCCUCGUUUGCCGAGGAAGAUCUCAGAGUUCUGGGCAUGGAGAUGAAAGUCGCCCCCAGCGCGGGCCAUGCACGCUGUGACGUGGUCAAGCAGCACCCGAUCCCCGCCGACGGUGUAGUGAUGACACCCAAGACGAUGGAGGAAGCUCGAUUUGAGUUGACGGCCCAGAAGAUGAGCCUGGACGACCGGCAGCCUGUCUCGGUGGACGUGUCCAUCGUCAUACAGUGGCAGCGGCAGGACGAGCAGGAUCAGCCUGUCAACACGACGGUCAUGGCAGCGGGCCAGUAUCUGGUUCUGAGCACUGAGCCACGCGUGCUGGCCUCUGUGUUCGAGAUGCCACCAGCGGCCGCCGCCGCCACUGCACCGGAUGACAGCCUGAUGCACCUCGACAUUACCAUUGAGAACCCAUCGGCCCAUUUCCUGACCUUUGGUCUGACCAUGGAGCCGAGUGACGAGUUUGCCUUUUCGGGGGCCAAGCAGACGACAGUCCACCUGCUACCGAUGAGCAGGCGGGCCGUGACAUAUCGCCUGCUGCCCUUGGUCCGGGGCACCUUUGUGCGGCCGGGUCUCGUGGUGAGAGACAAGUACUUUCAGAAGAUGCUCCGCGUCAUUCCGACGGAGGGUAUGAAGAUUGAUAAGGAUGGGUUGUUGGUGUGGGUUCCGCCGGGCGAGAACGAGGAGGAGGAAGAGGAGCCAUGA